Messenger RNA from Guillardia theta CCMP2712, 633 nucleotides. RefSeq lists its product as hypothetical. NCBI's taxonomy places the organism in Eukaryota, Cryptophyceae, Pyrenomonadales, Geminigeraceae. The record is from RefSeq and is a predicted model, not a curated record. The annotation marks the transcript as partial. The transcript has 10 exons.
GCGGAGCUCGAGGAAUGCCGGAAACGAGAGGAAGAGGCGAUGGCGGAGGUGAAGCAGCAGGAGAGCGAACUCAAAGAAAGUGCGAGCCUGGUGCGAACUCUCCGCGGGCAACUCAAGGCGGCGGAGGAGGAGAGGAAGCGUGCAGAGGAGCAAGCGAUGGACGAGACCAGCGCAAGGGAACGGGCGGAGGAGGAGAGGAAAAGAGCAAGAGAAGAAGUGAAGCGAGAGCGCGAAAAGUGGAGCAAAGAGCUGGAGGAUGAGCGAGCUGCCGCAGACAAGAGCCUUGCUGAGCUGCGCGAGACUGUUCGACGACUGCGGCUACAGGGAGCAGGAGCCCGCGAAGAGGAGCUGGAGGAGCUGAAGCGCAAGAUGGAGGAGGAGGAGAAACUUCGACGAUCGGAGCUUGAGAAGGAGCUCGAAGCACUGAGAGCAGAAAAGGAGAAGCUGGAGGUUGUCGCGGCUGAAGCGACGAAGCGCUGGCAGGAGGAAGCGGAGGAGCAGAGAAGAGCGAUGGAAGACAUGCGAAACAGCGAGAAAGAAACGCUUAGGCGACUUGAGAAGGAGGCUGAAGCUGCUCAGGCUGAAGCUGCUCGGCUGGUAGGGGCAGCGAUAGAGGAGGAGGAGCUGAUCUAA